Molecule: messenger RNA, 448 nt
Organism: Aaosphaeria arxii CBS 175.79
Lineage: Eukaryota; Fungi; Ascomycota; Dothideomycetes; Pleosporales
Exons: 2
Coding region: 76-276 (66 amino acids)
Source: RefSeq, a predicted model, not a curated record
CUCAUACGUGCGUUACGCCGUACCGCGCUGAAAGGAUUCGAAGCGCAGUGAUGGGAUACGCCCCAGCCCAAGAGCAUGGCGAAGUGUCUCGUUGGUCGCUACCAGUUGCAUAAGUGCCAUGGGUGUGAGAUGGUUAAGCCAGCACUACGGCCAUGGCAUUCGAUCCUAUGGCAUGGGGGUGACGUGGAGGCCAUGGAAGCAUCGCACUCAAUUCCCCAUUCGACCCAAUCGUCACACCGGAAUCUGAUGGGCUUGGACCUUUUCGGUUAUAGCUGAAAACAAUGUGGGAUGUCAACUGUACCUUAAUCGUGCGAAGCGGUGAAUUCGGCGUUUGCAAAUGUCGGAGUCGGAGGAAUUUUUGCCUUUGUCUCCUUGCACACCCCCUCCACCAUUCACAGCCCUACAGACGCACGAUGCGACUCUCCUCGUCAGAGGAUAUUUGGCGGAG